Molecule: messenger RNA, 1590 nt
Organism: Styela clava
Lineage: Eukaryota; Metazoa; Chordata; Ascidiacea; Stolidobranchia; Styelidae
Source: RefSeq, a predicted model, not a curated record
GUUAGUUUAGUUUGGAUUUGUUUAUCAGUUAUUCAGUAAAAAGCUCCAAACCUGUAGUUCAAAACAAGAAGAAACAUGAUGUGUCGUUCUUUGUUUCUGUUGCUUAUUGCGGGAUCAAGUCUCGCAAAAAUAUCGCCAAACUCAGAAGAUACCUGUGAUGGCAUAUCACACAAUUUUGACUUGACGUUAACCAGCGAACAAGAUUUGCGAAUGCAGUUGGAAGAAAAGCUUACAUCAUUGUUAAUGAAUAAUUUUGACGGAGAUCUUGUAAUAAACACUCAAAUAUUUGAAAAUGUUGCACGCACCAACCUAAAUCAUACAACUACAGAUAGAGAUGAUACCACCGACAAUAAUGUUGAAUAUUCUAGUUCCGCGUCUUCUAAUGAUGUCACAACUGAUCCGUUUUAUUCAAGGACAAAUUUGAUAACAGAGAAAACCGAAUUGAGUACAAAGAAGGAAAUUACGACAGCACUUACGAAAUAUACCGACUGGGAAUGGCCGAGAAGUACUGACAAAUUGAUAACAACCGACAAAGAUGAUAUUGGAGAUGUGGUGACCACUGACACGGAUUCAACUCUUCUUCAGUCUUCCACUUUAACUACUCUCGUUAAUAGGAAUGAAGGAAGCUCACAUUCAGAUUUACCCGAGGAUUGUACAAACAUGCACAAGAAAAACGCGAAAACUAAAAACGCUACUGGUGGAGUAUUUGAUAUUUAUCCUGAACUAAACGAAAGUUCCAUUGAAGUUUAUUGUGAUCUCGUCACCGACGGAGGAGGAUGGAUUGUGUUUCAACGACGAAUGGAUGGAUCGGAAAAUUUUUAUAGAAAUUAUUCUGACUACGUGAAGGGGUUUGGAAAAGCUGAUAGAGAAAUGUGGCUUGGUCUGGAAACGUUGAAUCUGAUUACGAAUAAAUAUGAUUGUGAACUUCGUAUAGAUAUGAAAGAUUGGGAAAACAACACAUCUUACGCCAAAUAUGGGGUGUUUAAAGUUGGAGAUGAAACUAACAAAUAUCACCUCACUGUGGGGGAAUACAGUGGAAAUGCGGGAGAUUCAAUGCGAAAUCAUUCUACAAUGAACUUCACAACAAAAGAUUACGACAACGAUAUCUGGCAACGUAAUUGCGCUCAACGAUUCAGAGGCGGUUGGUGGUACAAUAAAUGCCAUCAAUCUAACCCAAACGGCAUUUACUUAUCAGGAGAAUCUGAGUUUGGCGUUGGAAUCAGCUGGUUUACCUGGAAAACGCACAGAUAUUCCCUCAAAUUUAUUGAGAUAAAACUCAGGAAAAAAUCUGAAACUAUAUGAUCUCGCGUGAACCUUGCAAAAUAAACGAUCAUGCUGGCGUGUAAUGAAUAUCAAUUUGAAUAGACAAAAUUUAUUGCUGGUAAUUUUCUUUGAGCAUAAAUGAGAUGAAGCAGUUCAAAAAAUAUUCAUGAUUAUAAUCAAUCCCCCCCCCCUUUUUUUAUUCAUUAUUCGAUAAAAAAAUUGGUAAAUAAUUAAUACUAUAUCUAAUUAUACAGUCAAAUUACACCGUAUCUUCAAUACGUAUAUCUAACAUUUUUUAAUUUUUUGACUUAUUCAUGCAUGAAAAAU